This is a messenger RNA of Henningerozyma blattae CBS 6284, 3483 nucleotides long. RefSeq names its product bifunctional endoribonuclease/protein kinase IRE1 (gene IRE1). The transcript has a single exon. Gene Ontology annotation, molecular function: ATP binding; RNA endonuclease activity; protein serine/threonine kinase activity. Gene Ontology annotation, biological process: protein phosphorylation; intrinsic apoptotic signaling pathway in response to endoplasmic reticulum stress; IRE1-mediated unfolded protein response. Gene Ontology annotation, cellular component: IRE1-TRAF2-ASK1 complex. The coding region runs from base 1 to 3483 and encodes 1160 amino acids. NCBI's taxonomy places the organism in Eukaryota, Fungi, Ascomycota, Saccharomycetes, Saccharomycetales, Saccharomycetaceae. The record is from RefSeq and is a predicted model, not a curated record.
AUGAAAUUUAAAAAUGUACUUUAUAACAUUUUAUAUUUUUCUUCAUUCUUUACAUUAAUAUCUACUCAAAAUUAUAAUUUCCCAAUAUCUCUGCAUUACAAAGAUCAAACAAAACAAUAUGAUUUUUUCAAAUUUAAAAUAACAGAUUCUUUCCCACAUCUUUCAAACUCAAAUUCAAAACAAUUUAAAACUAUUUCAAAUAGGGGUACUUCUAUUUUACGUAAUAAUAAAAAUAAUAAUAAUAAUAAUAAUAUUAAUAAUAAGAUUAAUAAUAUUAAUAAAAAUAACGAACACAUGACCACAACAAUUCAAAAUAAAAUUUCUCAAACUCUUUCUAAUGAAAAACUAUCAACAAAAUCAACAAUAUCCUCAUCUUCAUCAGCAACUGCUAAUGUAAUACACAAUUUAAAAAUCGAAACAAUCUCAGAUUUCGAAAUUGAUGAAUCACAAUCAAUCGAUUAUAGAGAUUCUUCUUCUGCACAAGAUCUUAUUCCACAAAGACAAGUAACUUCUCUUGAUGAUUUAACUUUAUCAAACGUAGUCAUAGUCACAGAUGUAGAAGGAGGUGUGCAUGCUCUUAGAAGAGAUACUGGAGAAUUAUUAUGGUCAAAAUCUUCUUCAGAUUUCGGUACAAUCUUGGAAAUUUAUGAACCCAAGAGAGAAUCGACUCCUGAAUUAUUGGCUGUAGAACCACAUGGUGAUGGUCCCAUAUAUUCAUUUAAUGCAUUCCAAGGUUUAAGAAAAUUACCAGUCACAGUCAAAGACUUAGUAAAAUCAUCUCCAAUGAAUAUUAGAACAGAUGUAGUUGUUGAUAAAAAUGGAACUUUUAUAAAAGAUGAAAAAAUUUUUACUGGAACAAGAUCUACUUCAAUGUAUACAAUCGAUAUCUAUACUGGUGAAAUACUCUCUGAAUUUGGUACAGAUACUCAAAAUAAAUAUUAUAAAAAUUUUACCAAGGAUUCUAUGGCAUUAUCAAAAGGCACAAUUCUUUCGAUUGGUAGAACAAAUUAUAGAUUGGAUAUACAUUCUACUGAAGGUGUCAUUUAUAAUAUUUCUUAUUCACAAUGGCAAUCAAAUUAUUUAAACGUGGAUUUAAUAGAUCAAAAUAUAGAUUCAAAAGAUGAUCUUUUUAUAACUCCAUUUAAAGAUAAAUCAUUAUUAGCUGUAGAUUCUGAUUUAAAUAUUGCUAAAUGGGUCUCUCCCCAAUUCCCAGGUAUUAUUAAUUCGGUAUUUGAUGUUUAUACUGAUGAUUUUAUGGAUGAAAAUAUUAUACUUCAACAUCCGAUAUAUAAUCCAAAUAAUCUACCUGGUCCUGAAUUAUCCAAUUUAGUCUAUUUAGAUUCUACAGAAGAUGGCUCAUGGUUUUGCUUUUCUGGUAUACUUUAUCCAACUCUUGUUAAUGGUGCUGCUUUAUCAAAAUAUUCUUCUAGUGAUAAAUGGAGAGUAAAUUCAAUUUUGAAAAAUGAAGCUUUAUUUAAAACUGCAAUUACUGGUGUUCAUACUCUUUCUAGUUUUAAUGAUUAUAUGAAAGAUGGAAUGAAUCUUAAUAAUAGAAAUUUGGAUCCCACAAGUAUUGGUUAUAAGAAAAAGGAUUUAUCAAAUAACAAUAAUAACUAUGCUAAACCAACGGAAAAGGGUAUUGGAAGAUAUAUCUCAUUUAAAGAUUUAGAAUAUGAAAGACAAAAAAUGUUUGAACAAAUUUCUAAUGAAAAAUAUCAAAAAGGUAAAGAUACCUUUAUUAAUUUGAUUAAACGUCUAAGCUAUAGAUUAUUUGAAAAUGGUAUCUUAUUUAUCUUUGGUUUCAUAUUAAUCACUCUAUUACAAAGAUACAAAAUCUUCCCAUCAUUUGGUAAUAUUUUACAAUCUAUAUUUGGCGCUAAUAAUAUUAAUCAACUAAUAUUAAAUGAUAUUGAAAUAUCUGACAAUGAUAAACGUCAAUUAUCAAUUCGUGAACUUUCUAAUAAUAUUAAUACUACUACUACUACGAAUCAUACUAAUUAUAAUAAUAAUAAUACUAAUAAUAAUAGUAUAGAUGACAUUAACAUUUCUAUAAAUCGAACAAAUAAUAACACUUUAUCUUCUAUGAAAAAUAAUAUAUCAGAUGGUAAUCAAACUUCUCAGAAUUUAACUUUUACUGAUGGAAUGAAAAAUUUAGUAGUUUAUCAACGUGUAUUAGGUUAUGGUUCUUCUGGUACAGUGGUAUAUGAAGGUAAAUUCCAAGAUAGGCCAGUUGCUGUCAAAAGAAUGUUAUUAGAUUUUUGUGACUUAGCUUUACAAGAAAUAAAGUCAUUGACCGAAAGUGACGAUCAUCCCAACGUUAUUAGAUAUUAUUGUUCAGAAACUACUGAUAAAUUUGCAUAUAUAGCAGUUGAGUUAUGUGAUUUUAAUUUGGAGGAUUUGAUUGAACCAUCUAAAUCAAUUGAAAAAUUUCAACUUAUUAAGAAAAAUAUUGAUAUUAUUGAUCUAUUAUAUCAAAUAGCAGAUGGUUUGGCACAUUUACACUCUUUAAAUAUUAUUCAUAGAGAUAUUAAACCUCAAAAUAUAUUACUAUCCAAACAUAAAAAUUAUGUUAACGGUAUUGAAGAAGAUUUAGAUUCUUAUAGAAUUUUAAUUUCUGAUUUUGGAUUAUGUAAAAAAUUAGAAAGUGGCCAAAGCUCUUUUCAAAAUAGUACAACUGCUGCAGGAACUACUGGUUGGAGAGCUCCAGAAUUAUUAGUUAAAACUUCUGAAUGCAUUGCUGAGAGAAAUAAAAAUUCUAAGGUGAAAAGGAAAUUUUCUGAUACCAGCAAUAUAAUGGAACAAAUUAAAAAUAGAAGAUUAACAAAGGCAAUUGAUAUUUUUUCAAUGGGUUGUGUAUUUUAUUAUGUUCUAACCGAAGGGAGACAUCCUUUUGGAGAUAGAUACAUGAGAGAUGCAAACAUAAUAAAAUACAGAUGUACAUUGAAUGGUUUAAGAAGAACAAUGAAAGACGCUGCAUUAGCUAAUGAAGCCACUGAUUUAAUUUCUCAAAUGAUUGAUGAGAAUCCAUUGAAAAGACCAACAGCCAAAGUAAUAUUAAAUCAUCCAUUUUUAUGGUCUGCAAGCCGAAAAUUGCAAUUUCUAUUACAUGUAAGCGACCGUAUUGAAUUAGAGACCACUGCUAAUGGUAGUGAAUUAUUGAAUAAUAUUGAAAAAUUAUCUCCAUUGAUUAUUCCUGACAAUGAUUGGUCAAGUAGAUUUGAUAAAAACUUUUUGGAGAAUAUCCAAAGGUAUAGAUACUACGAUACUAAAAAACUACAACAUCUAUUAAGAGCAUUGCGUAAUAAGUUUCAUCACUACUCUGAUCUUCCUAAGAAUGUAUUAAAAUUAAUCGAACCAUUACCAGAAGGUUACUAUUAUUAUUUUAGUAAGAGAUUCCCUAAUUUACUAUUAAAAAUAUAUUAUUUUGCUAAAGAGUAUAUGAAAGAUGAGCCUUCUUUAGCUGGUUAUUUCAAUACAACUUGA